This is a messenger RNA of Myxocyprinus asiaticus (Chinese sucker), 1729 nucleotides long. It is a transcript of the gene utp23, whose product is annotated as UTP23 small subunit processome component. NCBI's taxonomy places the organism in Eukaryota, Metazoa, Chordata, Actinopteri, Cypriniformes, Catostomidae. The coding region runs from base 355 to 1119 and encodes 254 amino acids. The record is from RefSeq and is a predicted model, not a curated record. Gene Ontology annotation, molecular function: small ribosomal subunit rRNA binding. The transcript is spliced from 4 exons. Gene Ontology annotation, cellular component: nucleolus; small-subunit processome.
UUUGACAGGAGAAUCGAGGGUUUUUCCCGCCGCGGUGACUUUGAGAGAUGCCAUCUUCAAGUGCGCUGAAGACUGCCGAUGAACAAGCGAUUUCCGGUGAAUGUGCAGCUGUGUUAGUGGUUGGAGAAACAGUAACUAUUAGCCGUUUGCAGUUUUCCACCCGGUUACCGUCGACUGUAACUGCAGACGUUCCAUGCUGGUAAUGUUGGAGGCACGAGAUUCGCACAUCGUUUUGUUGACAUAUUGAAAUAAAUCAACAUAGUUAUUCUGUUCCUUCUCUGUCAAGACUAUAUAUUCAUUCAAACUGCCUGAGCUUUACAUAUAAAUAAUUCGGUAUCAAAGAGCUGCACCACAAUGAAGAUAAAACGGCAGAAACAUGCGAAGAAAACCAUCAGCUUUUACAAGUAUAACUUUUGUUUUCGACAACCUUUCCAAAUAUUAAUUGAUGGGACAUUUUGUCAAGCGGCGUUGAAGAAUAAGAUUCAAAUCAAAGAGCAGUUGCCUAAAUAUCUCAUGGGAGAAAUUCACCUUUGUACCACAAACUGCGCACUUAAGGAACUCGAGACUCUUCCAAAGGAACUGUAUGGAGCAAAACUCAUUUUACAGAGAUUCCAGGUUAGGCAAUGCAAACACAAAGAUCCUGUACCUGCAUCACAAUGCUUGUUGUCAAUGCUUGGGGAAGCAAAUCCUCACCACUACUUCGUUGCAACACAGGAUCAAGAGCUGACUACAGCCCUGAAGAAGAUCCCUGGGGUUCCUCUGCUCUAUAUUAUCCUGAACACCAUGGUGUUGGACAAGCCCUCUGAAUGUACACUGAAGUACGUAGAAGCUGUUCAGCUGGGUGAGAUGGUGAGCACAUCACAACAGAAGAGCAUCCAGAGUCUGAAAGAGCAGCAGGGCCUUGGCAAAGAUGGUGAGGAGAGGAGAGGCAAGAAGCGCAAGAGGAAGUCUGGGAACCCAAACCCCCUUAGCUGCUUGAAGAAGAAGAAAACAAUGCCUCAACAGCCCAAAAAGACAGAUAGAGAGAAAAAGAAGCGGAAUAGACACAGGAAGAAAAAGCCUGCUGGGGGAGAGGGAGCACCUGUGAACUUAAACCAGUCAAAUCCCACAACCGCCUAGAGUUAAAUCCUACUGUGUUGUUGUCUAGAAUAAUUUUACUGUAUAGACUCACCUCUUCUUUGUUAAUGGAAGUGCAUCAGCAAGCCACUUGUUUUCUCUAAUAAACAAGUUUUAUUUCUUCAUUAAAUAAGUCUAUUUGUUUCUUGAGUUAUAGCUAAAGUAUGUAACUUUUUCAGUGUUAAAAUACUUUAUUCUAUCCCAGCUUAAAGCUGCACUAUGUAAGAUUUUUUGGUUAAAAAUGAACAAAUUGCCAUUAUUGAUAGAGUACAUAACCAGUGUUCACGACAAUAUUCUUACCCUCCCCCGAUUCAUUACUGUAAGCCUAUAAAAAUUAUUUGUAUUUUGAGAUGUUUGGUCCGAUUUGGCACGAAAUCGCUGGCUUAUGACAUACAUCCUUGCAUCAUGUCAUGUCCGUGAACAUAGGAAAGAAGAACCGGCUGUCUUGUUCCCAUGUAAAGAGUAGAUGGUGGACUGUUUUAGUUUGCGAGUAGCCGUUAAAAAGAAGAAAGAAACUACAGUUCAGUUCAGUCACACUCACACUGGACGUAUGGAGUCAUUUUUAUAUCACCAGAACUUGAAUUUGAAAAAGCCUCCUCUUGAAAAAAGACUG